AUUUAUUUAUCUUUGAUCUAAUAUUCUCUCUCAUUUUGCAAGCAUUCAUAUUUUACUUUAUUCUUUUUUUAGUUUUUAUGAUUAAAAUAAAAAAAAUCAAAUUUAUUUUGCGUUAUUUUAUAUUUAUUUCUGUAAUAUUACGUGAUUUUUCUAUUAUAACGAUGGGCCACCAUAGAGGUGCUUGGUCUCAAAGGCAAGGGAAGUUCUUUGAGGUACCAAGCUGUUAGUAAUCAACCUUUUGAAGAGCGCGAGCAAAACGAGUCACAGACGACAUGUGUGAAAAUAACAUGUGUAGACAGCAAAUUCUUUAUUGUCGUCUGUUUGAUCUAGAAGUCUUAGCAAAAUGAAUUAGAAAGAAAACCACCCAUGCGUAUUAAAAAAAUGUGUCUGAACUUAGCGUUAGAGCUUUUGCAAGGCUUAUUUUAUAUUAAACACCUACAAAACAUUUUAGGACAGGAGAACAAUAAUCGCAAAGAGUACAAAAAUCAGCAGAAGAGGAACCCCACGUUAGAAAAACAGUCUUUUGUGAAUCCUUUCUUCGAGCGUAAAGUCACAUUCUCUUCUAUUUUUAAUUUUAAGCUAACGCUACUUAAAAGCCGCCAGUUUAUUUCCGGAGGGCCUACGGAAACCUCAACCGUUAGGAGCCAAAAGAAUCUAUUAAAAUCCGAGAUAUUUAACAGGCCAUCCGCUCUAAAUUAUCAGUCACAUCCUCAAAGAAACUUCCACUAGACACACUGUUUUCACAAUUUUUAAAUAUUUUUCCCGUUUUCUUCGGAGAUCGUUACGAAGUCGGCCGGAAGUAAACUGGUGAAUAUGCGGCUUUAAAUCCCUCAAUCACCUAUUUAUCGAUUCACAAGAACCCCGGCUUUUAGAACCAAGAGAACAGAAAUUUAAAAUGGUGCGUAAAAACAAAGCCUUUUAGACUACUUGCCCUUCUUGCGCUCUCGUAAAAAGUUUGGGUGUAUUUUGUUUUAUUACUCUAAUACAAUUAAUGCGGGAUAUGAAAAGUUGUUAUAAGAUACGGUAUCGAAAAUGCUCGAGCGGCGAAGUCUUUUGAAGUUAUACGGGGAGGUGCUUAUUUCAAAAUUCGUUAAGAUAAAAAAAGGGUUUUUGUAUAACAUGGAGCACGUUUAUUGGUCGUAGUUGGUAGUUUUUGAUACUUCUCUUCUAAUGUUCCCUUCUUCAUGGGAGUCUGGUGCAACCCGUCGAGGCAAGACGCUCAUUCAUACAUUUCACUUUUCAGUCCCUACAGACAAUCCUCUUUGUCAUUAUUGUUUUUAUUGUCCGUCAUGCUUAAAACUUCCGCUAGAAAUCUCUUCCGGACACUCCCACACUCAGUUUAUUAUCAAGGCCUUUUGACCUCUCGGCGUGUCACCACGUUUCCGGUAACCAUUAUCAUUCAAUACGCAGGAAUCAGCCAAUAAGCUACCGCGAUUGGUGUACAAAUAGCAAGGGAUUUCCGAACGGUUUUGCUAGUUUCCUAUCCACUUCGUAUCAGUACGUAAAGAAGAGCCAAACGCCUAGUUACACUUCUCAGAAUUUGUUUGGUCAAAGAGUAGGUACGAGUGAUGCAAUCAUGAAACAACUAAUGGAGUUUUCGUCUUUUGGUGGCUUUGUGAAGAAGACGCACUUUUCAUAUUUCCAAACACUGAUGUUUAAGAAAGAGGAAAUGGGAAUUGGUCCAUGUUUAGCGUGCGUCUUAACUCGACAUAAUCAACACGGAGAGCGAAAAUCGCCAGACCAAUGUGCCUGGUCACCUGGAGGAUCAGACCAAUCUCCAUCCACCCAAAGCCCCACCUCCCCGACUGCCCCAUCAUUCCUGGCCCACCCGCAGUCCUUUUGUCCUCGAGUCCAAUUCCUGAAUUUAAAGCAAGUGUACCUGAAGGCGCAAAGCCGUGUGGGAAGGGAGUCUAAGCAGCGACUGAUUGAUUCGCGGGUCCGCAUGAUUGCGACAUUUCAUGCGCAGAUACAGCAGAUUCAUGUAUACGUGGAACGAGCACCAGAGUCCGCCAUGUUAUGUGGAGAUCAUACCGGAAGGGUACCGCUCACCGUUAAGAUGGGCGAGCUAGCCACAGUAGACAAGCAAUAUUUCUCCGUUGAUCUCGACUCCGUCUAUACUUCUCCGCAAGGCAUGCCGGUCUACAAGCUUUCCACUGUGGACGCUGACAAAAGAAAUCGCUUUCGCAUAGUCGUGAUUGUCGUGUGUCUUGGCGAUACUAAGUCGACGCCACACUACAGCCGACCGUUCCUUAUAAGAAGCCGGCGGUCAUCCAGACAGGGUUCCAUAUCAUGAAAAAGCAGGACCGCUAACGUAUAUCGAGAAACUGGGGGACUCUCCAUGAAAUAGAAGAGGGAAAUGUGUUUGUUUUUACAGUGCUUUAUUGCUUCUACCAUACCUAAAAAUCCUGUCCUGUAGAUGCUCUACUUUAUAGUGUUUAUGGCAAAACGACCGUUUACAAAAGGGGAAUUUCUUGUUUUAAGGAAAUUCAUUUACACAAACGCGAACAAUAUUUUGAUAGACUCGACGAUCAUAUAGCCAGCCUUGAAAAGGCCUAUACCACAGUACCUUUAUAACAGUUGUGUGCUUAUCAUUUAUCGGCCAAAGUUCCCCACAAUUUAGUGCCCUCUUCUGUAUUCAUUCAUUUUUAUUUUAUUUAUUUAUUUUUUUUUUUUUUUACUAAUUUUGUUCUGCCGUGUCAAUGAAAGGUUGUUUCCCCGGGGACGAUAAAUCUGAUUUCAUAUCAAUUUUAGGCUAGUUUGGGUUUUGUCAUGCGCGAUAGAGUUCAACAGCAGCGCUCGCUGGUAAACGUGUCGUCAACAUUCAAAAUGAAUCAAAACUAUGGCCAGGGCUUAAGAAUACGCAAAUGUUUUUUUACUCUAAUGACACUGAAGACGUUUGCAUGGUAGCUACGAUGAGCCUGCCCCUUUAAGUGACCACUGAACUGUCUAGUGCACUCGGAUUCCCACGCUGAUUACUUGGGUACGACCUUCCCGAAGUUUUUGAUUAAAAUCCGGGUAUCGAUAUGUGUCUGAAAAUGCCGCUGACCGGAAGAAGGGUGUCGUCCAAUCACCGCACCAUUGAUUACAUAGCUUCACACACGUGUUAUACAGUCCGCUGAGAUGAAAACCUGACGAGAAAAAUAAAGAACGUCCAAUUAUGGCGUCUUCAAGAAUAACACGGAUUACAUUAGGCAAUAAAUACUUCAAAUAAACUCAA
This is a messenger RNA of Nematostella vectensis (starlet sea anemone), 3217 nucleotides long. RefSeq lists its product as uncharacterized. Lineage: Eukaryota; Metazoa; Cnidaria; Anthozoa; Actiniaria; Edwardsiidae. The transcript is spliced from 4 exons. The record is from RefSeq and is a predicted model, not a curated record. The coding region runs from base 1577 to 2293 and encodes 238 amino acids.